This is a messenger RNA of Hydra vulgaris (swiftwater hydra), 658 nucleotides long. Lineage: Eukaryota; Metazoa; Cnidaria; Hydrozoa; Anthoathecata; Hydridae. The record is from RefSeq and is a predicted model, not a curated record.
AUAUUUCCAAAUGUGUGUAAAGUUUCCAUAAGUUUAUGGUUUCCAUAAGUUUGUUAACAUUUAAAUUACAUUAUUGAUUAGCGAGCGAUUGCGUGAUUGAUUAGCGAGAUUUAAAACAUUAACUGAACUCUUAUAUUAAACUAUAAUAUUAUAAUAAUAGUUAAAUGUUAUUUUGAACAAUCAUGAUAAUCAUAAGUAAGUAUCAUAAGAAUUUAUAAUUUUUAAUAAUUUAUAUAAUGUGCAUGAGAUUUUUGUAGUAGCUAACAUUAUAAAUAUGAAUAAAAUGUUGGAUGGACCAUUUUGUUGGGCUAUUUGGAAUGAAGACGAAGAUGAAGAUACCUUAGGUGUUAUUUCAUCAAAUUGGUUAGUUACUGGAAGCCAUAUUUUGUGGCCACCUAACAACUAUCUACAAGUGAAACAUGCAUUUCAUGGAAGAAGGGAGCCUGAUCAGUCAUGGAAAAAAUUUAAACUGGUUAAAGUUAAGGUUUUUGGAACAUACGAGUUUUGCAAUGACUUAUGCAAUACACAAGUUGGGUGGUUUUCCACAGCUAACGAAAGUGUCUCACCAAUAAAGAAUAAAAUAAUUAAAAAAAAAUAAUAGUUAUUUUUUAUUAAGUUAUGAUAAUCUUUUGGAGAAUCAAGGUACAAGUUACUUGCU